AUGGGUAAUGGGGAGAGCAUGCUGGGAGUGAUUUCAUCUCCUCCAUAUCAGAUGGAUAUCAGGAUGAUUGAUUAUGUGAUGUUUGGUGGCCUGUUGACAUCAGGUGUAGAUUUUGAGUCCCUUCCUGCCGCUCUGUCUUUGCCAGCGGAGUCUGGUCUCUAUCCGGUUACUCUGGUUGGAGUUCCUCGCACCGCAGGCAACAUCACAAUCAGCGGGUAUCACACGUCGGUGUUUGGGGUGAGCAGUGACUGUCUUCUGGAGGGUCUGGUGGGGGUGAAGAGCAGCGGCUGUAUGGUGGAGGUGGUGCCGUCACUCCCACGACUGCAGCUCUGCACGUCCUUACCAAGGUCUGCUCAUCUGUCCAGUGAAGACCUGUCCACCAGCGUGUCCUUGCAGCUGUUUAACGGAGAGACGCAGCAGCUGACCAUCACCCUGGAGAAUAUCGGCACAGAGAUGCUGAACACGCUGGAGCUGACGUCUAAAACCCUCAGCACUAAAGAGAAGCUGUUUGGUGAGUUCUUGACCUGGGACCUGCAGGACGCUUUGUCCCACCUGCCUCUGAAAUCCGGUCAAUCUGUCUCCAUCCCUGUCAACAUAAGCACCAAACUGGACUUCUCCGGUCAAGAGAACCUGUUACACGACCUGAACGACGAUGGUAUCAGUGUAACAGGUCUGCCCGUCUCUAGCCCGCUGCGGCAGGUCCUAAAGCCACGUGCUGAAAAUAAACCAGUCGGCACUGACGCCAGUAAGAACGAAUUCAAUCACGUCAAGACACUGGAGGCUGUGUUGACCUUUAAAUACAGCGGAGGAGCCGGUCAGGUGGAGGGCUACUACCGCGAGCUCAGUCUGGGGGUCAGAGUGGAUGUUGAACCUUCAGUUUUCUUCACGCGAGUCAGCACUUUACCUGCCACCAGUACUCGUCAAUGUCAUCUACUUCUCGAUGUGUUCAACUCGACCGAACAUGAGCUCACGCUGUCUGCCAAGAACAACCAGGACCUGGUGCUGCACGCCAGCGAGUGUCAGAGGAUGGCCAUUCAGGUGGAUAAGUUUGAUUUUGACAGCAUGCCCGUGAUUGACCAUGAUGCACUGCGACUGGCUACAGUACGCCAACAGGAAGAGAAGAGACAGCAGGUCCAGGGAGGACUCAUCAACAGCACGCUGGACAUCCACUGGACCAUCUCGUCCCUUCAGCGUCAUGGGGAGGCCAGCGUGGAGGGCGUCCUCAACCAGCUCAUACUAGAACAUCUGCAGCUGGCUCCUCUACAGUGGGAUGUUGUGGUUAAUGGUGAGCCGUGUGACUGUGACGUGGUCGCUGACUGCAGGGUCGGAGACGCUGUGCCAUUAGAGGUAAAACUGACCAACCGCAGCAAGAGCGCUGUCGGGCCGUUCUCUCUGACCGUCGUUCCCUUCCAAGACUAUCAGAACGGAGUCCAAAACUACGACCUGCAGGAUGCCGUCACUUUCAUUGGCUCCAACACCUUCUACAUCGGCACGGUGAACCCUACAGAGAACUCAGUGUGUGUGGGAGCCCUGCUCUUCUUAUACACUGGGGAUUUCUAUCUGAACAUCAAGUUUCAAGAUGACAGCACAGCCCGCGACCUGCCGCCCGCCUGGUUCUGUCUGCCCAGCGUCCACAUCAGAGCCCAGGAGCCAAUCGAAGCAGCCGCCUGAGCUUCUGACCUCACAGACUCAGUAGGCCUUUGUAAAGGACCUGGGAGAGAUCUGCUGUUUUUCAGACGACUACUGAGCUAAUCUACAUAUUUAUAUUGAGUCUAGAGCAAGUGCACUUCUAGUGUAUGAAGCUUUUAGAGUUUGAAGAUGUUUCAGUUUAUGCCAAAUCCUCCACUUUCCGAUCCAUUCUGAAGACCUCAUUCUCCUCUUUAGAGAAAGACAAAAGGAUGAAGAACAUCUUUCAGGUAACCACUAAGUGAAAACAUCUGAGGUCUUACAAUUUAGUCCUGAUGAAACUAACUGAUGAAAAUGUCUCCAGCUCAUAUUUCAUCCCCCAAAGAAAGGAAAAUUUGAUUUAGU
Molecule: messenger RNA, 2031 nt
Organism: Sinocyclocheilus grahami
Lineage: Eukaryota; Metazoa; Chordata; Actinopteri; Cypriniformes; Cyprinidae
Product: trafficking protein particle complex subunit 9-like
Exons: 12
Coding region: 1-1671 (556 amino acids)
Cellular component (GO): trans-Golgi network
Source: RefSeq, a predicted model, not a curated record